Eubalaena glacialis (North Atlantic right whale) is the source of this 3199-nucleotide messenger RNA. RefSeq names its product cell division cycle 27 (gene CDC27). The coding region runs from base 99 to 2576 and encodes 825 amino acids. NCBI's taxonomy places the organism in Eukaryota, Metazoa, Chordata, Mammalia, Artiodactyla, Balaenidae. The record is from RefSeq and is a predicted model, not a curated record. The transcript has 19 exons. Gene Ontology annotation, biological process: cell division. Gene Ontology annotation, molecular function: protein binding.
CGGUCGCUGGUGAGUUUAAAUGAGCCGGGGCUGGCCGGGCCGGAGCCGCUACGGGGGGGGCCCUGAGGCACUGCAGAAAGUGGGCCUGAGCCUCCAGGAUGACGGUGCUGCAGGAACCUGUCCAGGCUGCUAUAUGGCAAGCACUAAACCACUAUGCUUUCAGAGAUGCAGUUUUCCUCGCAGAGCGACUAUAUGCAGAAGUACACUCAGAAGAAGCCUUGUUUUUACUGGCAACCUGUUAUUACCGCUCAGGAAAGGCAUAUAAAGCAUAUAGACUCUUGAAAGGACACAGUUGUACUACACCGCAAUGUAAAUACCUGCUUGCAAAAUGUUGUGUUGAUCUCAGCAAGCUUGCAGAAGGGGAACAGAUCUUAUCUGGUGGAGUGUUUAAUAAGCAGAAAAGCCAUGAUGAUAUUGUUACUGAGUUUGGUGAUUCAGCUUGCUUUACUCUUUCAUUGUUGGGACAUGUAUAUUGCAAGACAGAUCGGCUUGCCAAAGGAUCAGAAUGUUACCAAAAGAGCCUUAGUUUAAAUCCUUUCCUCUGGUCCCCCUUUGAAUCAUUAUGUGAAAUAGGUGAAAAGCCAGAUCCUGACCAAACAUUUAAAUUAACAUCUUUACAGAACUUUAGCAGCUGUCUGCCCAACUCUUGCACAACACUAGUAUCUAAUCAUAGUUUAUCUCACAGACAGCCUGAGACAGUUCUUACAGAAACACCCCAGGACACAAUUGAAUUAAACAGACUGAAUUUAGAAUCUUCCAAUUCAAAGUACUCAUUGAAUACAGAUUCUUCAGUGUCUUAUAUUGAUUCAGCUGUAAUUUCACCAGAUAGUGUCCCUCUUGGAACAGGAACUUCCAUAUUAUCUAAACAAGUUCAAAAUAAACCAAAAACUGGUCGAAGUUUGUUAGGAGGACCAGCUGCUCUUAGCCCAUUAACCCCAAGUUUUGGGAUUUUGCCAUUAGAAACCCCAAGUCCUGGAGAUGGAUCCUAUUUACAAAACUACACUAAUACGUCUUCUGUAAUUGACGUGCCAUCCACCGGAGCCCCUUCAAAAAAGUCUGUUGCCAGAAUCGGCCAAACUGGAACAAAGUCUGUCUUCUCACAGAGUGGAAACAGUCGAGAGGUAACUCCAAUUCUUGUUGCACAAACACAAAGUUCUGGCCCACAAACAAGUACAACACCUCAGGUAUUGAGCCCCACUAUCACAUCUCCCCCAAAUGCACUGCCUCGAAGAAGUUCACGACUUUUUACUAGUGACAGCUCUACAACCAAGGAGAAUAGCAAAAAAUUAAAAAUGAAGUUUCCACCUAAAAUCCCAAACAGAAAAACAAAAAGUAAAACUAAUAAAGGAGGAAUAACUCAACCUAACAUAAAUGAUAGCCUAGAAAUAACAAAAUUAGACUCUGCAAUCAUUUCAGAAGGGAAAAUCUCCACAAUCACACCUCAGAUCCAGGCAUUUAAUCUACAGAAAGCAGCAGCAGAAGGUUUGAUGAGCCUUCUUCGUGAAAUGGGGAAAGGUUAUUUAGCUUUGUGCUCAUACAACUGCAAAGAAGCUAUAAAUAUCUUGAGCCACCUACCUUCUCACCACUACAAUACUGGUUGGGUCCUGUGCCAGAUUGGAAGGGCCUAUUUUGAACUUUCAGAGUACAUGCAAGCUGAAAGAGUAUUUUCAGAGGUUAGAAGAAUUGAGAAUUACAGAGUGGAAGGCAUGGAGAUCUACUCUACAACACUUUGGCAUCUUCAAAAGGAUGUUGCUCUUUCAGUUCUUUCAAAAGACUUAACAGAUAUGGAUAAAAAUUCACCAGAGGCCUGGUGUGCUGCAGGGAACUGUUUCAGUUUGCAACGGGAACAUGAUAUUGCGAUUAAAUUCUUCCAGAGAGCUAUCCAGGUUGAUCCAAAUUAUGCUUAUGCCUAUACUCUAUUAGGGCAUGAGUUUGUGUUAACUGAAGAAUUAGACAAAGCAUUAGCUUGUUUUCGAAAUGCUAUCAGAGUCAAUCCUAGACAUUAUAAUGCAUGGUAUGGUUUAGGAAUGAUUUAUUACAAGCAGGAAAAAUUCAGCCUUGCAGAAAUGCAUUUCCAGAAAGCACUUGACAUCAACCCUCAAAGUUCGGUUUUGCUUUGCCACAUUGGAGUAGUUCAGCACGCGCUGAAAAAAUCUGAGAAGGCUUUGGAUACCCUAAACAAAGCCAUUGUUAUUGAUCCUAAGAACCCUCUAUGCAAAUUUCACAGAGCCUCAGUUUUAUUUGCAAAUGAAAAAUAUAAGUCUGCUUUACAAGAACUUGAAGAAUUGAAACAAAUUGUUCCCAAAGAAUCCCUCGUUUACUUCUUAAUAGGAAAGGUUUACAAGAAGUUAGGUCAAACGCACCUCGCCCUGAUGAAUUUCUCUUGGGCUAUGGAUUUAGAUCCUAAAGGAGCCAAUAACCAGAUUAAAGAGGCGAUUGAUAAGCGCUACCUUCCAGAUGAUGAGGAGCCAAUAACCCAAGAGGAACAGAUCAUGGGAACAGAUGAAUCCCAGGAGAGCAGCAUGACAGAUGCGGAUGACACACAACUUCAUGCAGCUGAAAGUGAUGAAUUUUAACUUCUGGAAAUCAAGACUUUUGCAACUGGAUGUGUGACUAGUGCUGACGUGUUUCUUGUCCUUCCAUAUACUGAGUCUUCACUCUUGAGCCAGCAGUGUCAUCAUCCAUCACUUAUACCCUGAGCGUGCCCCUUUCAUUGGACCCUGACUGUACACAGAAUGAAAGGCAGUGCAAUAUUUAGCUGCUAACAAGACUGGCUCUUUCACCAGUAUGAAUGACAAUUUAGAGGGUAGGGUGGGAAACUUUCUUUUCUUUUUUUUCUUUAAUCUCCCUUUGUUGGAAAGCUAUCAUGGAAGGAAGAGUUUUGUUUUAUCUUGAAGGAACCAUUAGAUAUGGAAAAUGGUGAUGAACCAGAAUCUCAUGGUUGUUUUUCCAAAAAUUUGUUUUUACUUGGUUCUGUUCCUGAUAAGCAGAGUGACUGACCUUCAUUUCUAGGUUCUUCAAGAAUGGUGUUAGCAAGUGCCAGAUGGAACAAUAAAAGACAUUGCCUAUAACAGAGUAACUUGAUUGCCAAGGAAUGUAAAUUACCUUAAAAUUGCAGUGUCUCCCAUAAACAAAUAUAAUGGGCAUAUUGGAACUCAUAUGUAGGAAUCAAUAUCCCUCCAUACAGUGUACACUUAUU